Cokeromyces recurvatus is the source of this 2124-nucleotide messenger RNA. RefSeq lists its product as uncharacterized. The transcript has a single exon. The record is from RefSeq and is a predicted model, not a curated record. NCBI's taxonomy places the organism in Eukaryota, Fungi, Mucoromycota, Mucoromycetes, Mucorales, Mucoraceae. The coding region runs from base 1 to 2124 and encodes 707 amino acids.
AUGUCAACAGAAAAUAACGCGUUAAGUCCUCAUGUUCAAGCUGCUAUCGAUUCAGUCGUAGGUAGUAGAGUAAUUGAUGUUCAUUCUUAUCUUGAAAAGAGAAAGGGAGAAGAGAUGAAAUCAACAAAUGAUAGUACUACCACCCCCGCUGAAGAACAAGAAACUACUGUCCUUUCUCCUGCAACAGCAGAUCUUCAGGAUGCUAUUUCAACUGCUAUUAAAAAUGUUGUAGGUUCUCGUGUCAUUAAUCUGGAUAGUUACUUUGAAAAAGCGGAUACAUUUACUGAGGAAAUCAAACAAUCCGUUCCCGAGGUUCUCCCCGCUGCUGUAGACGAAACAAAGGAAGAGGCAAUCGAUAAUAAGGAAGACGUUGUUCAAGAGAUCAAGGAGACAGUUCCUGAAGUAGCCCCCGCUGCCGUGGCCAAUGAGGAGCCCUUGAAGGUAGACUUGAGAGAGGCUGUUGAAUACGCUAUUCGUUCUGUUGUCGGCUCCUCUGCCGUUGACGUUUAUGCUUAUUUGGAAAAGACAAAGGAAGCUACUGGAAGAGUGGAAGAGAAGGAGGAGGAGGAGAAAGUGAUUGAGGUAACUGAGAAAGUAAAGGAAAUUGUUGUUAGUGAUGAUGAAAAGCCAAUCACUGAAGUGAAGGAGGAUGUUGUUGAGGAAAUUAAACAAGAAAUCCCCGAAACAGCUCCUGCCGCAGUUGACGAAACAAAAGAAGAGGCUAUUGAUCACAAGGAAGAUGUUGUUAGAGAAAUCAAUCAUCUUGUUCCAGAGGCUGCUCCCAUUGCUGUUGAUCAAGUUAAGGAAGAAGCUAUUGAUUCUAAAGACCAGCUCGUUGAGGAAAUUAAGGAAACUGUCCCUGAGGUUGCUCCUGUUGCUGUCACUAAUGAAGAACCCUUGAAAACAGAUAUGAAGGCCGCUGUUCAAUAUGCUAUUGACUCUGUUGUCGGCUCUCGUGCUGUUGACGUCUAUUCCUAUCUUGACAGUAAGAAGAAACCAGUAGGAGCUGAACAAACCCCUGCUCCUGCCGCUGCCAUUCAAGAUGUAAAGUCUCAAACUCAAAAUUUGGCAAAAACAAUUCAAUCUGCUGCUGUUGUAGAGGAAGAUGAAAAGGCUGCUAAUUUGGAAGAUGUCAAGACAGAAGCUUACUCGUUGUCUGAUUCUGUUAAGAUGGCUGCUGUCGCUAUCGGUGGUGCCGCUACUGCUGGCGUUGCCUCUCUUGUUUCUGCUGUCAAGAACGAUGAAGAUAAUCACUCUGAUGACGUAACCGGUGAUGUUGAGCCUAAGAUUAAGGAUACAGUCAACGAUACUAUUCAACCUAUUAAAGAAAACAUCAACGCUACUGUUGAAGAAGCUCAAAAGCAAGCACCUGUUAUUCAAAAGACAAUGGAUGAUAAGGUGAACGAUACUAAAGCAGCUGUUGCUGAAACUGUUGAAAGUGUUAAGAAUACUGUCAAGGACAAUGUUGAAUCAGUCAAGGAUACUAUGAAUGCUACCGUCGAAGAAGCCAAGAAGGAUGCCCCUAUUAUUCAAAAGAGUAUCGAUAAUAAGAUAAGUGACAACAAGGCUGCUCUUUCCUCUGAAGCCGAAUCUGUUAAGGCUGCUGCUGCUGAAACCAAGUCUGUUGCUGAAGAAAAGACAGCUACUCUUACUGAAAGCGUCAAGUCUGCUGUUGCUGGUACAGUUAACCUUGCACAAGACAAGAUUGCUCAAGUUCAAAAGGAACUUCCUGUUGUUCAAGAGGAAGUGAAGAAGACAGUUAACCAGUAUGUUGAGGACAUGAAGGCUAUGCCUGCUACACAAAAGGUAAUGCAUGCUGUUGGUACCAUCGAAGAAAAAUUAGUAAACACAAUUCAAAAGCCUGAGCCUGCUAUCCCUGUCCCAGUUUCUUCUAAUGAAGUAAAUCCUGUCUAUCCUAAAGCUCCUGGUCAAGCUUCAGUUGGACCUGCUGUCGCUGCUGCUCCUGUUGCACCUGGUGCUCCCGCUGUUCCAGUUCAACCUGUUAAUCCUGUUACAAACAACUCUCCAGCUUCCACUGUUACACCUGUUAUUGCACCUGAACAAAAGGCAUUACCUUCUAAGCCCGAACAACAAAAGAGCAGUAGCAAAUGUAUUAUCAUGUAA